CAUUUUCAGGUCCGCGGUGGUUGCGUCUCAGUGCUCCACCCAAGGAGAGCCUGAGCGCGGCAGUGAGGUGGGUCGCCGUGAGUAAAGCCUCCAUCAGCGAAAGAAAACGGAAGUAUGCAUAAAAAUUCAUAAAAAUGCAGUGGCGCGGUACGGCAACUCCGCAUGCCCUUCAGGACCUGCUUGGCUGGCUGGCUGACUGGACUCCUUGCGGUCUAGAGAGUUACACUACUUCACUCUGCCCUCAGGAGGGGUGCUGUCAAGGUCUACCCGUCAGGCUGUCUUCUUCGUGCUGCCCUGCCUGCUUCCCGCCCUCCCGUCAGGACGCCCAUACGCCUGCAAGCAAACACCACUGUCACAUAACCUGCAAACGCCCCGCCCCGCUACAGCUCCCAGUCAAGAUGCGGUGGGACGCCUCCACGUGGGUGAUGGUGGCGGUGAUGGCCUGCCUGGGCGCCUGGACCUGCCACGCCUGCAACGAGGUGGUGUGCGCCAGUGUGGUGAGCAAGUGCAUGCUGACCCAGGCCUGCAAGUGUGAUCUCACCAGGUCCCCAGACAACAACUGCACGUGCUGCCGUGACUGCGCCAAGUGCCUGGGCUACCUGUACACCGAAUGCUGCUCCUGCCUCGGAAUGUGCGAGCCAAGAGAGCAGGUGCUGGAUAGGACGGACUCACAGGUUGGCGACCUCCCUGAGCCCUUCCCUCACAUGUUCCGGGCUCUGACGGGGGAAAAGGACACGCUCCUCCGCUGGACCUCCAUAACUUUUCCUAUCGACGUGGACCUUACUGACAUCGACGUCUCCACCAUGAACAAGAACAGAUAUAAGCUGGGCGCGAUUCCGGUGGACAACUCCCAAGACACCACACAGAUUGACCAGGUGACCGUCAACUGCACCGUGAUGUACAUGUCCCAGUGCAUGUCUGGCAAUAAGUGCAAGGAGACGUGCAGAUCCACUGGAGCCACCGCCUAUCGCUGGUUCUUCGACGGCUGUUGUGAAUGUGUGGGAAGCACCUGCGUCAAUUACGGCAUCAACGAAAGCAGGUGCAUCCAGUGCUCCAUAAUUGAGGACGUAGAUGCGAAUGACCAGCUCACUGACCAGUACCUUGCUGGCAGUGAUGAGCCCUUCGACGACCCCGCCGCCCAGGGAGUGGUGGACUCAGAGGAUGUGUGAGGAUGUGUAAGAAAUCACAACACACACAUCACUGCGGCAGUUACCCAAAACACUCCGUCACUGCAGCAGUUACCCAAAACACUCAUGUCACUGCAGCAGUUACACAAAAGUCAAACUUUAUGACUUAAGUACAGUUUCCUGUAGAUACCAUAUAAACACUAUCAAACUCAUUUAACCCAUCAGCUGCCACCCACACACACAUACUGCAGAAGCUGAGACAACAAAGUGGCACAUUUAAACGACAGCCCCAUCAUAAAAUACCGUAUUAUUCCCCAAGCAAGAUAACUAAAUUUCUUCAGCUGUGAGGUAAACACUGAACCACAGAAAUCUCAAGUGCCAGGGUGACAAGGGCAUUUUCAUCUCAUUACAAAGCUGCAGCGAGGCAAAUCAAACUUGCACCCCCUUCUGGCAAAGGCAAGCAUUGUAUUGUACAUAUCAAAGAGCCACCAGGCCCCAACACUAAUAUAAUAGGCAAGUAGAUUAUAGUAAGACCAGCAAUUCAAACUAAACUCCACUACCUUGCUGUAAAGUGGACCCUACACAAUCAGUAUUAUUGACACAAUAUAAUGACUCAUUUUUUAUUGUGCAAUAUUUGUUUCCCCUACACAAAAGCUUUUUGAGGUCUUCAGUAUAUUGUGUCAUUUUUCAAUACUACCCCUUCACUGUCAGUAAUAUUGUACAAUACAAUAUUGCACAAUAAUAGUGAUCAUGUAGGGUCAGCUUAAAUCUAUCAUUACUUAACCCUGUAUUAAGUAAUAGAUAGUUCAGGCCUGACUUUAAGACAUAUAUUAUUACUUGUAAAUAAUUUUUCAAGACUUAAAAGGAAUACUGAUGGAUUGUAAAUAGGUUCAAAUGCAUACCUUCCAAAAUAAAACACUUGAUGCCUGUUUGGUCAGCAUUCAAGUCAAGAAGUAUUAAGUAAAUCUAAAAAUGUUUGUAGCAGCCUGUGGUCAGUGCUCAGAAAUGGUGAUACCAAGGAUCAGUUUUGAGUCUUGUCAGAAUUUUUUUUUUUUUUUCCAAUAAGCUAAAGCAGAGUAACCAAAGAAUACCCACAUGCUUCCCAUCGGCCACAUCCUGACAGCUAAUGCAUCAACAGGGUCUAGGAUGUGGCAUGAGACUGCAUGUCACUAAAUAUCUGCUUGCACCACCACAGGCAGGGGCCAACCAACCAAGCCUCCAUAAUGAGAUUGACCAUACUGGCAUUGGUUACUGCAGAAUGCUCUUCUGCUAUAUGCCAAGAAAAUAAUUAAAAUGUGAUAUCAAAAAGAUGUAAUAAAUAUAAACAUAGUGGGCAUGUCCAUUAUGUCAAUAAUAACCAUGAUCCUUUGCUCACAAUACUGUACCAUUCCCAUGUUCACUGGUCUACUGAAAGUAACAAGUAAAAGAUACCCCAGUAAAAAA
Scylla paramamosain (green mud crab) is the source of this 2570-nucleotide messenger RNA. RefSeq names its product twisted gastrulation protein homolog 1-B-like. The record is from RefSeq and is a predicted model, not a curated record. The transcript has 5 exons. Lineage: Eukaryota; Metazoa; Arthropoda; Malacostraca; Decapoda; Portunidae. The coding region runs from base 135 to 1169 and encodes 344 amino acids. Gene Ontology annotation, biological process: regulation of BMP signaling pathway.